GCACAGAGGGACGGGAGAGAGUGCUGACACAGUGGCCUUAAAGGGAGACUUUAUGGUUUAAAGAGUAGGAAAAUCACCUUCAGAUGAUGCAUAUUGAAGGCAGGAGAGUGUGUGUGUGUGUUGAGGGUGGGCUGCGGCGUGAGCAGCAAUGGGCGAGAUUGAGGGAACUUACCGGUCGCUGCAGACGCCUGGCACGCGUCUGGGCUCGCAGUUCAAUGCGGGCGUCAGCACCCUGGAGCCUGGGCAGAGCCUCAGCACAGCCAUUGGUGCAGGGGGCAAAGGCCACAACAAGGCCCUGCAGAUCCGUGUCCAAGGCCUGGACGAUGCUCAGGAGUUCUUCGAUCUCGAGUCUAAGGCGGAUGGGCAGACCCUCCUCUCUGAAGUGUUCCGGAGGAUCAACCUCAUCGAGAGCGAUUAUUUUGGUCUGGAGUUUCAGAACCUGCAGUUGAACUGGGUUUGGCUGGAGCCCACCAAACUCAUUGUGAAACAAGUGCGACGGCCAAUGAAUACACUGUUUCGGCUGUCAGUGAAGUUCUUCCCACCUGAUCCAGGUCAGCUUCAGGAGGAAUUCACGAGGUACCUGUUCUCCCUGCAAAUGAAGAGAGAUUUGAUGGAAGGCAUACUGCACUGCACAGAAAACACAGUUGCCCUGCUGGCCUCUCACCUGGUCCAGUCGGAGAUCGGAGACUAUGAUGAUGUCGCAGACAGGGAGUUUCUGAAGCUGAAUAAGCUGUUGCCACAUCAGGAACAUCUGCAGGAGAAGAUUAUGGAACUCCACCGCAGACACCUGGGUCAGACACCAGCAGAGUCUGAUUUCCAGGUUUUGGAGAUUGCUCGUAAGCUGGAGAUGUAUGGAGUGCGCUUCCAUCCAGCCGCAGACCGAGAGGGCACCAAGAUCAACCUGUCAGUCGCUCACAUGGGCGUGCAGGUCUUCCAGGGCAUCACCAAGAUCAACACAUUCAACUGGUCCAAGAUUCGCAAACUGAGCUUUAAAAGGAAGAGAUUUCUAAUUAAGCUUCACCCAGAGGUUCAUGGUCCUCACAGGGACACAUUGGAGUUCAUGAUGGCCAGUCGAGAUCAGUGUAAGAUAUUCUGGAAGAGCUGUGUGGAACACCACUCUUUUUUCCGUCUGCUGGAUCAACCACAACCCAAAUCCAAAGCCAUCCUCUUCACCAGAGGAUCCUCCUUCAGAUACAGUGGGCGGACUCAAAAACAGCUGGUAGACUAUGUGAGGGACAGUGGGAUGAGAAGAACACCCUACCAAAGGAGGAACAGUAAGAUUCGUAUGUCAGCUCGAUCUUUGGCCACUGAUGUGCCUAAGCAGAGUCUGUCCUUCAAUGACAGCCUCAGGACAUCUGCUUCUCCCUCCUCUGCCACCGUGUCUUUCCACUCCCUGCACGCCCCCAGUUCUCCUGUGCGGAUGGAGGCCCCAAGCCAGCCUCAGUUCCAGCAGAGCCAGCAGUCUCAGCAGCCUGCCAGAGCCCCCAGCCCCGUGAAGGAGGAACCUGUCAAGACCAACCCCCCAACUAAUUACAUCUUCCCAGGUCCUGCGAUAGACAGCCCCCAGCUGUCUACCUUUGGCUCCAAGAGUGCCCUGUGUCUCUCACCCUCCUUCCAGAUGUCCACCCUAAGCCUGCCUGGCCAGGCGCCCUCACCCCUGCAGAGCCCCAGCCUGAAUGAGAGGUAUCCCACCGAUAAGGCCUACUUCAUUGCCAAAGAGAUUCUGAUGACUGAGAGAACCUACCUGAAAGACCUGGAGGUCAUAACAGUGUGGUUCCGGAGUGCAGUUAUUAAAGAGAACGCCAUGCCCGAGGGCCUGAUGACCCUGCUCUUCUCCAACAUUGACCCUAUCUAUGAGUUUCACAGAGGCUUCCUCAAAGAGAUUGACCAGAGGCUGGCUUUCUGGGAGGGGCGCUCUAAUGCUCAUGUGAAGGGAGAUUACCAGAGAAUUGGAGACGUUAUGCUAAGGAACAUGUGUGCCCUAAAGGAGUUCACCAGCUACCUGCAGAAGCAUGAUGAGGUGCUGACGGAGCUGGAGAAGGCCACAAAAUGCGUGAAGAAGCUGGAGACGGUGUAUAAGGAGUUUGAGCUGCAGAAGGUUUGCUACCUGCCCCUCAACACUUUCCUGCUCAAACCCAUCCAGAGACUCAUGCACUACAAGCUGAUCCUGGAACGCCUGUGUAAACAUUACGCUCCCGACCACAGAGACCACCAUGACUGCAAAGAGGCUCUGAAGGAGGUUGCGGAGAUAACUGCUCAGCUGCAGAGCAGCCUCAUACGGCUGGAGAACUUCCAGAAGCUGACCGAACUCCAGCGGGAUCUGAUUGGCAUCGAGAACCUCACUGCUCCUGGCAGGGAGUUCAUCAGGGAAGGGUGUCUCUACAAGCUCACCAAGAAAGGCCUGCAGCAGCGGAUGUUCUUCCUGUUUUCAGAUAUGCUCCUGUACACAAGCAAAGGCGUCACGGCCACCAACCAGUUCAAAGUUCAUGGCCAGCUUCCCCUCCAUGGCAUGAUCGUGGAGGAGAGCGAGAAUGAGUGGUCAGUUCCCCACUGUUUCACCAUCUACUCUGCCCAGAGGACCAUUGUGGUGGCUGCCAGCUCUAAGGUGGAGAUGAAUAAGUGGAUCGAGGACCUGAACAUGGCGAUAGACAUGUCGAAGAAGUCUCAGGAGAAGUCAGAUCUAUUUCUGGAUCCCAGCCUGUGUGACCGCUCCAACAGGUCGUCUGAUGAGGUGUCUUUGGAGCAGGAGUCAGAGGAUGAUGUAAACUCGUCCCGUUGCUCUCUGGACAAACAGAGCCACCACCGGGCCAACACCACCAUGCAUGUGUGCUGGCACCGUAACACCAGCGUCUCCAUGUCUGACCACAGCCUAGCAGUGGAGAACCAGCUGUCUGGCUACCUCCUAAGGAAGUUCAAGAACAGCAAUGGCUGGCAGAAGCUGUGGGUGGUCUUCACCAACUUCUGUCUGUUCUUCUAUAAAACACAUCAGGAUGACUUCCCUCUGGCCAGCCUCCCACUGCUGGGUUACACAGUCAGUACUCCUGGGGAAGCAGACAGCAUUCAUAAAGAGUAUGUCUUCAAGCUGCAGUUCAAGUCCCAUGUUUACUUCUUCAGGGCAGAAAGCGAGUAUACCUUCGAAAGAUGGAUGGAAGUGAUAAAAAGUGCAGCCAGUGCUGCAGGGCGGGUCAGUCUACUCAUCCCCAAAGGCCCAGGAGAGAUGAACGGGAACUGAACAAGGAGGAGCUAAGGCUGACUUUCCUCCUGGAGCUGGGGGCUGGGCCCUGCAGACUGCCAGGAUUAUACGGCAUUAUUUUAUUUAAUCUUCUGUUUCACAGCUUCCACUACCAUCAUCUUGGUUCUGUAUUACUGACUCCUGAGAUCUUUGCAUAUCUCUGGAAUAGGAGGUGCCCAUUGUAACAUCUGACCUGAAGAAGACUAUCUAAGAACUCUAAGGAGCCUUCUUUUAUUUUUUCUUUGCCUGAGGCUUUAACUCCUUUUUCAACAUUUAGUUGAAGUUACACCACGUUCUGCGUAGUUUUCUAGAACUGUAAUAAAACCACAUGUGGGUAUUAUUUUUGUAUUUAGGCUUAUGUGCUCCUCCUACCAUUUCUGUGGUCGCAUUUCAGAAAAACUGCCAGACCUUCAUCUCAAAACAUGGAGCUUUCUCCAGCUUCGACACUACCAGACAGUGUUGUCUCACAUUUUCAUUGAAUGAGAGCUCCUUGAAUGGACUGUGUUGUCGAAGCACAUGCUUGUUUUGAAUAAAAUCAAUGUCAAACUGGCUUUUUUUAUUGGGAGAACAGUUACAGGACAUUGCUGGAAAGAAUAACGGACUGGAGAGGGGCUGAAUUAAGUCUUGGAUGGUAGAGUAAGUGGAAAGGCUGAUGCGGGCGCAGCUGCAUGUGCGUGUCUGGAAGAUGCAAAACCGCAGUAAUGUGGGCCAGAGGAUACUUUGGCGGGAGCUCUGGACGUUGGUGCUUGUAAGAUGAAACGACUUGGGAAUAUGCCCAUUACCCUCUUUUUUAACCUUUAAGAAAAUCUAAUGAAGCAUAAGAGUGGUGGUGUCCAUUGAAGGGUGAUAGCAGAGGUGGGUGACAGAAUAACAGGUUUUCAAGUGUUUGUUGUAGCCACAGAAGUGAGUGCUGGAAGAAAGUGCUCUGAAGUCUAUAUAGUGUAUAUGCAGUGGGCUUUGCUUUCUCUAAAGACCACAGUAAGAUGACGUUGGCAAUUCAGUGAAAUUAUCAUGUAACUGUUACUCUCUACAUUUUCAAAAAUACCUACUUGAUUAACAGCUACAUAUUACACUGCUUUGAUUUGUAAAUCUGAAACAUACUGAGAUUUUUUUUAAUUAUCAAAGGCUGACCGGAGAAUAUCUAACAAAAUUGUGUUUGAGGAUUACUGAUAAUGCUUUAAUGCACAACGCUCAUCUCUUAAUAUUUGUCUUACCACAGUUAGAAAGGGAGAAAAGAGAACUUCAUUCAACCACAAGAGGGAGUCUGUUUCUAUGGUACGCACACGGUCUAUUAAUGAAUGCAGGUUCUGCCACUUAUUGCCUUUAGUCAGGAAGAGUAUACUUAACUCUGGAUUCUUACAAAACACAUUUCUAGGUCAGUUGACCACUUUGACUUCUCCUGUACCCUGAUUCUGAAGAUGGGUCAUGUGGGGCUUUUACUUCUCUCAUUUAUGCUAGAAUUACUUCAGUAUUUGUGAGAUAAAACCAAAAAGGUUGUUAUUAUCAGAAAACGUCAACUGGUUCACUUUAUUCCCUUUGAUAGGUCAAAGCAAGAUGUAUAUUUACAGAUUAUGCUACAGCCUGUGUUACUAAAUCAUGUUAUUGCAAGGCCAGUUACUUUAUUUGAAUAUUUGGUGUUUCUCAUACGGUGAAGCAAAAGCUCAGAGCUUUUGAGGUUUUGAUUAUAGCCAUGCUAUGUUUACUUACUAUGGGCUGGGCUGAACUGUAACUUAACUAUAUUAUUUGGGAGAUUUGAUGUAUAACAUUAAAUGGAUCAUAGUCUGUGCUAGGCUGGUUCAUUGAUUCAAUGAAUAUGCUGUACUGGGUCCAACCAAAGACCUAAAAAAGUCUCACAUAAGACUGAAAACCUUGGCUGGGGUAUUUCGGCCAGGUAUUAAUCAAUACUAUAUGUAUGCUCUUCAAUAAGUAAGCAGAUACUAUACACAUCUCAAUAUGAGCCCUGAACUGCCACUGGUUUUAAUUGACCAGUACUGGGAUGCUCACUGUCUGGGCAUGUGGUCUCUUCACUCAUUUUAAACAUUUCUUACAAAGACUGGAAUUUAUGUCUGAUGCUUUUCUAUUUCUUUGCCUGUCCCUCUGAGACUUAAACAGGGGAGCUUUUCCGAAGCUCUAAGUCACUUCUGUCAUUCAGAGGAAAUCUGAAUGACAAGGGUACACUACGAAAUCCACUCCUCUUACUGUAUUCCACCUGUUUUAUUUAUUGUGUAGCAUGUUGCUGGAGCUAUGCUCCUGUACACCAUUCAUGUAGUUAAUUCCAUGUCAUUACUUUGAAAUGGUAACAAAUAAAAUGGAACUGGUAUUA
Messenger RNA from Colossoma macropomum (tambaqui), 5555 nucleotides. It is a transcript of the gene farp2, whose product is annotated as FERM, RhoGEF and pleckstrin domain protein 2. The record is from RefSeq and is a predicted model, not a curated record. The transcript has 28 exons. NCBI's taxonomy places the organism in Eukaryota, Metazoa, Chordata, Actinopteri, Characiformes, Serrasalmidae. Bases 149 to 3232 code for a protein of 1027 amino acids. Gene Ontology annotation, cellular component: cytoskeleton. Gene Ontology annotation, molecular function: guanyl-nucleotide exchange factor activity; cytoskeletal protein binding.